Messenger RNA from Tetrahymena thermophila SB210, 3360 nucleotides. RefSeq lists its product as hypothetical. The transcript is spliced from 2 exons. Lineage: Eukaryota; Ciliophora; Oligohymenophorea; Hymenostomatida; Tetrahymenidae. The record is from RefSeq and is a predicted model, not a curated record.
AUGACAGAAACUUGUUAAUCAGCCAAGUUUUUUUAUUUUUUAACAAUUCUAAAUUUAAUUCUUACUGUAACAGCAGAUCCAGACAUAUUACCCAUUUAAGUAGAUGGGAAUGUCUAUUAGAUUUAAGAAUAAUCUGCAAUAGUUUAUAAAAAGCUCCCUGAAGAUAAAUGGAGAUAUAGCACUUAUGACUUGUCUGGAUCUAUAACAUAAACAUAUAUCUUGAAUGGGUUUUAAGAUUUAGCUUAGUCUUUGUAUUUCAUUGAAUAAAAUAAUUUUCUCAACUUCUAUACAUAAAACAAUCUAAAUUUCUAAAUUAUAGAUUUAACUAAACUUACUAGCUAGAAACCUGAUUAUUUAUAGAUAAAUUCUGUUAUUUUGAACAGUUAAUGCACAUAAGUUAAUAUGAUCAGAAAAUAUGGGUCAUACUACUUUUAUAUUUGUUCAAAUCCCAAGAUUUUUUUUUACGAAUAAUCAAUAGCUUAAUUAUAAGCAUCAAAAGCAAGUUAAUCUUACAGCUAAUUAGACAUGACCUAAGAUUAUAUUAUGCUAUAUCCUUAUGUCCUAUGUUACAAAGGAAAUAUAUUUACAAAGUUUGUUUCUUUGCCUUAUACAAUUUAUAAAUUGAUUGAUCUAAAUUAUGAUUUAUUUCUUCUUGACUACUCAACAUUUUGCAUAGCUAAUUUAGCAGUUGAUACUUAGACAUUUUCAUGCAAAUACAGUUAUUUUGUUGGUUCUGAUAAAACAAAUUUGAUAUUAACAAAAGUUUUUGAGUCCAACAGAAAAUAGCUAAUUUUUACUAGGAUUCUUGAUAAAAAAAGUAGUUUAUAUAUUAAAUAUGAAGUAUUUGAUGUUACAAACUUACAAAUGAUAAAUAGGGGUUUUAGUAGUUUUGAAGAUAAUACAAAUUCGUAGACUAUAAUAUAAUAUUAAAAUAUAAUGUAUCCAAGCAAAGGAUAUGUUUGGAAUAUAGCUUACGCUCCGUAAACCAAUUCAGUAAUAGGUUAUGAAAAAACCGUCACUUAAAACCAUGAAUACUUACUAGUUAACGAACCCUUUUACAAUUUAAAUUUCUAGCAAGGUUAUACAAUAUUUUUGAAUAAAGAUAAAUCAGCAAAUUAUCUCCUAGAUAUCCGAGAUGCAAUGAACUUUAAUUGCGUAUCAGGUUAACAUAUUCAAUUAGAUUUUACAUGUAGUAACUCUAAUUGCCCUUCCUUUUCAUAUCUUGAUAAUUCUAAAAAUAAAUGCUAUUGUGACUCAAAUGCUGUUUAUUCACCUUAAGCAAACUCUUGUACUUGCUCUUAUGGGUUUACUCAAUCCGCUGAUAGCAAAUCAUGCAUUUGCUAAACUGGCUAUUAUGUAAGUUAAGGGUAGUGCUUAAAAUGCAAUGCUGGUUGCUUGACUUGUAACGGUCCUUUAUCAACUAAUUGUUUAACAUGUUAAACUGGUAAAUAUCUUUUUUAAGAUAAUUCUUGCUUAACUUGUGAUUAAUCUGGAUAAAUUCAAUAAGGAUCAUAAUGUAUUUGUAAAAGUAACUAUUAUUAAAAUGGUAAUUAAUGCUCUUAAUGCAGUUCUAGCUGCAAAACAUGUAAUGGUCCUAAUUUAAAUAAUUGUCUAACCUGUAUUGAUGGAUUAUAUCUGCAUCCAGAUAAUUCAUGCUAGUCAUGUGAUACAAACGGAUAUUUUAUACAAGGUUAAAAAUGUGUUCUAUGUAGUGCAAAUUGUUAAACCUGUGAUGGAUCUUCAUAUAAUAAUUGCUUAACUUGCAAAACAGGUCUUUAUUUAUUUGAAAAUAAAUCAUGCAAUAAUUGUGACACUAAUAAUCGAUAUUUCAUAGACGGUAUUAAUUGUAAAUAGUGUAAUUCUCAAUGUUAAAGCUGUAAAGGAAAUCAACCAACUGAUUGCCUUACAUGCCCCUCAGGUAAAUACAUGUUUGCAGAUAACUCUUGUAAUAAAUGUGACACCUUAAAUAAGUUCUAUAUAGAUGGGCUUAAGUGCUUGUAAUGUAAUCCUCAAUGCUAUAAUUGCCAAGGACCUCUACCUACUAAUUGCCUUACAUGCCCUGCAGGCAAAUAUUUAUUUAUUGAUAAAUCCUGCUCAAAUUGUGAUACUCUAAAUGGAUUUUUUAUCAAAGAUAAUUUAUGCAUAAAAUGCCAUCCUUAAUGUUCAAAUUGUUUAGGAUCCCUUCAUACAAAUUGCACAUCUUGUCCUAAAGAUAAAUAUUUAUUUCCAGAUAAUUCUUGCUAAUUUUGUAAUAUAUUAAAUGGAUACUUUAUAAGUGGUAUAAAAUGCUUAAAAUGUAAUGCUUAAUGCUCAAAUUGCUAAGGACCACUAGAGACUGAUUGUCUAACAUGCCCGAAAGGUAAAUACUUGUUUGCAGAUAACUCUUGCUAAAAUUGCAAUACAAAAAAUGGAUUCUUUAUAAGUGGAAUGAAGUGUUUAAAAUGUAAUGCUCUAUGCUAAAGUUGCAAAGGCCCUCUACCUACCGACUGUUUAACUUGUCCUUUAGGGAAAUAUUUACAAUCAGAUCGAUCUUGCUAAGAUUGCGAUACCUUUAAUGGAUACUUUAUAGAUGGUAUGAAGUGCAUUAAAUGCUUUGGUAAAUGCUCAAGUUGUUCAGGACCUCUACCUAAUGAUUGCCUAACAUGCCCAGUUGGGAAAUUUUUAUUACCAGAUUAUUCUUGUUAAUAUUGUAAUACUUAAGAUGGUUUCUUUAUUAGAAAUACUAAAUGUAUUCCUUGCAAUCCUGGGUGUAAAACAUGCAAAGGCCCUUUGAUCACUGACUGCUUAACUUGUCCUGAUUAGAAGUAUUUAUUUACAGAUAACACUUGCCGUACUUGCUUAACAAGUAAAGGUUAUUUUAAAAAAAAUAUAUAGUGCCUUCCUUGUGAUAAAGCUUGCUAAACUUGCUUUGGAGAAAAUAAGAAUCAAUGUUUAAGCUGCAAUGAAAACUCUUAACUGUUUUAAAAUCUUUGUGAGUAAUAAUACGAUACUUAUCAUUCAAAUUACUUCAAUGAUUAGAAGAUAAAAUAGACCUCAUAACAAUUUCAAACAGGAAUAUAAGUUUCAUUUGCAAGCACUAUAAUUUCAAGCAUACUUUUGACUACGAUAUCAUCAUCAAGCUUUAGCUUAGUUGCUAAUGGUCUUAAUUCUUAAAAAGUUAGUUUUCAUAUCCUUAUCGAUACAAAAUUACCUGCUUAAAUAUAUAAAGUGCUUAUUCAAUUUAAAUCUUAAUUCCCAUCAAUGCAAUAUAAAUACCUAAAUGCUUAUGAAAGCAUAUUGGAUCAAAGUGAUACUUAAUUUUAAGAUUCUAGAUACAAACUUGUCAACCUUUCAUUUAACAUUUUAUAAAAAAUUAAAUGA